GCUGGAAAACGUGCAUAGCAAUAACGCAUUACCGUUAAAAACAAAUAAAGGAGAUAAAGAGGAGGAAGGAAAAAAAGUUAAUUAUACGAAAAUAUGGAUUGCGGUGGUGUUUUAGUUAAAUAUAUACUUUUCAUAUUCAACAUACUCUUCGUAGUAUGCGGUAUAUUGCUAAUUGUCUUCGGCUUUAUAUUAGUGUCACACAUACAGCAAGUGGGUAGCUUUGCGCAAACGUUUGAAGCUAACAGCGUUCCCAUAGCAAUUCUUAUACUGGGAUGUGUGAUAUUCAUAAUUUCGUUUUUGGGUUGCUGUGGCGCAAUACGCGAGGACACAUGUUGCACAAUGACGUACUCCGUCAUUAUGCUCGUCCUCUUGCUGGUUCAGAUUGCUCUGGUGAUACUUGUUUGGACACAACGUGCCAAGUUCCUCAAUUAUGUAGAUCAAAUUGUGGAAACAAUUUGGAAGCAGCACAAAACAGAUCAGAAAGUAAUGGACGCUUUACAAUUGACGUUUAAUUGUUGUGGCGUGAAUGGCUCAACUGAUUACACCUUAAAUCUCGAGUCGAUCCCAAAUUCCUGUUGUGGCACAAACGCCGUAUCUUGUAGUGUGUUAGAUGCUUUGAAGAAACCUGGUUGCGAAGAAGCUUUCCAUUCAUUUUGGGAUAAAAGCAUAAAUAUUGUACGUUAUGCUGGCCUCGGUGUAGCAGCUAUUGAAUUAGUUGCAUUUAUUUUCGCCUGCUGCUUAGCGAAUCAAGUGCGCAACAACAUAAGGAGAGCAAACUACUGAUUUCAAAAUGGAGGUCAUGUGAAAUGAUGUGUUUACAAGUUUUAGCAUUCCAACGAUUAUAGUUUGCUUGUCACCAAUAUUAGUAGCAAAUAUUUUAUAUAUAAGAAAUAACUAUUUAACUUUUAUAAAAAGUUUACGAAAUCGAUGUAUGUUAUAAAAUGAUUUGAAUUCAAAACGAUUAAAUAAAACUUAACAAUUUGGUGUGGAAACGGAAGCAGCGCCGAAACUAAA
Molecule: messenger RNA, 1014 nt
Organism: Bactrocera tryoni
Lineage: Eukaryota; Metazoa; Arthropoda; Insecta; Diptera; Tephritidae
Product: 23 kDa integral membrane protein-like
Exons: 5
Coding region: 94-783 (229 amino acids)
Cellular component (GO): membrane
Source: RefSeq, a predicted model, not a curated record